Molecule: messenger RNA, 1402 nt
Organism: Morone saxatilis (striped sea-bass)
Lineage: Eukaryota; Metazoa; Chordata; Actinopteri; Moronidae
Product: ras-related protein Rab-11B-like
Exons: 5
Coding region: 180-836 (218 amino acids)
Biological process (GO): constitutive secretory pathway; regulated exocytosis
Cellular component (GO): recycling endosome
Molecular function (GO): GTPase activity; GTP binding
Source: RefSeq, a predicted model, not a curated record
UCUGCAGAGUUGGGAAAGCUCUCCCCCUUCUGCGGCCAGCUCGCCUUGACAGCCAAAACUGGCGCAGAGUCUCCCAGCACAAACCUUUCCCGUAUUUUUCUGGCAUAUAACGACAAUUCAUAGCCACACUUUCCACACAUCUUCUUCCGGACGCAACCGUUGGAGCGGCCUCGUCUAGAAUGGGGAACCGAGACGAUGAAUACGAUUUCUUGUUCAAAGUUGUUUUAAUUGGGGACUCAGGCGUAGGGAAGAGCAACCUGCUCUCUCGAUUCACGCGAAAUGAGUUCAACCUAGAGAGUAAGAGCACUAUCGGGGUGGAAUUUGCCACACGCAGCAUUCAGGUGGAUGGCAAGACGAUAAAGGCGCAGAUCUGGGACACAGCAGGACAGGAGCGCUACAGAGCCAUCACCUCAGCGUACUACAGAGGAGCAGUGGGGGCACUCUUAGUGUAUGACAUAGCCAAACACCUGACCUAUGAGAAUGUGGAGCGCUGGCUGAAGGAGCUGAGGGACCACGCUGACAACAACAUUGUCAUCAUGCUGGUCGGCAACAAGAGCGACCUGCGCCACCUCAGGGCCGUGCCCACAGACGAGGCCCGGGCAUUCGCAGAGAAGAACAAUCUGUCAUUCAUAGAAACUUCAGCCCUGGACUCAACAAACGUUGAAGAAGCCUUUAAGAAUAUCCUUACAGAAAUCUACCGCAUCGUCUCUCAGAAACAAAUUGCUGAGCGGUCUGCCCAUGACGAGUCCCCGGGAAACAACGUGGUGGACAUUAGUGUGCCACCCACCACGGACGGCCAGAGGGGGAGCAAACUGCAGUGCUGUCAGAACCUGUAACCCAUGGCAACCGUCCCCCCCUCACCUGGGUCGAUUAUUAAUUGAAAUCCACAGCGUUGGUGUGCUUCCAUCCGCCUGGGGUGCAAUAUUGUCUGAAUCUGCACUUUUUAGAUGAAUGGAGUCAAUUCUGUUUAUGCCACAAAUGAUCAAUCCCAGAAUGAAGUGUUUGAAUUGAUUUCAAAUUGUAAUUUGACCCAGGUACAAUCUGCUACAUCCCAGUGCAAAAACAGGACUGAUGGUACCGUGCAAGUAGCUACCACAGUAACCCAUGAUAGUGUAGCAGAAAAGCUUUGCCUGAGACCUUGUAAGCCUAGACAUCUCCCUGGUAGAUUGUUAUUGCCACAUGUUGGAGGCCUGAGGUUUGAAUCCUGCCUGUUUCAGUCGUACCAGCAGUCCUGUUUUUGAGCUUUCCUCUCCUCGUUCAGUCAUCAUCUCAAAAGUGGUUGUGACGCUGCUGAUGCUUAUUGCAUUUUGUGUAAAAUAUCUUCUUUUUUUGUUUUGAUUUUGAUAGCUUGUCUGCUCACAUACAUUAUAUUAAUGCCAUGAAAUUAAAUUUUACAAUAUUA